This is a messenger RNA of Cucurbita pepo subsp. pepo (vegetable marrow), 920 nucleotides long. RefSeq names its product Protein of unknown function, transmembrane-40 (gene CAND2). NCBI's taxonomy places the organism in Eukaryota, Viridiplantae, Streptophyta, Magnoliopsida, Cucurbitales, Cucurbitaceae. Gene Ontology annotation, biological process: G protein-coupled receptor signaling pathway. Gene Ontology annotation, molecular function: G protein-coupled receptor activity. The record is from RefSeq and is a predicted model, not a curated record. Gene Ontology annotation, cellular component: plasma membrane.
AUUACCAACUUGGAUUAAACAGGCAUGGGAAUGCACCUCUGGGAAAGAAUUAGCAUGGAAUAUCUUGUCCUUAUCCACGACAUCGGGAAUGCUAUUCUUGGAAGUCAGUUUGUUGGCCUUUUUAUAUCAAGGAAAUCAUGUGGGCAGCGUAGAAGCCCUCGCACGAACUUUCAUCGUGUCAGGAAUUUUUGUUGGCCUGGACUUGAUUCUGAAGGCAAUUUAUUUGUUUGGUUUCGGAGUUCCAUUAUUCAUUUUAAGUGACGACAGUAAGCAUCGAACAAAGUGGAACUUGUGGGUCGUCCACCGUCUGUUGAUUACUGCAGCGUAUGGUUUUAUAUUGUUCAUGUACCAUUCAAGCCAUAGAGAGAAAUUACCAGCAAGACCUGCUUUCUACAGAUAUGUCGUUAUCAUGUCGUCUUUGAACGCAUUGGCACUCUUUGCUUGCGGGAUCGCUGGAAAUGGAGCUGGUUUUGGCUAUUGGUUGUAUGGUGCCACUGUCGUCUGUUAUCAUGCCUUCUAUCUUCCCUUUCUAUAUGAACAUUUUCUUGCCGAUUUCUUCCAGGAGGACGAUUUGCAUUUGGAGAACGUAUACUAUUCGGAGAUGAAGGAUGCUGGUUUCUUUGACACCGACUGGGAGUGAGGAUGGCGAUUCCAUACGUAACGAAAGAGCGUCGUUGCUUAUGUAUGUAAAUUUACUCGAACAUAUAUAUUAACGGUGUUGCAAGAUGCAGGUAUGAAUUUGGAGUGGGAUUUCUGUCUCUACUGAUCAGAUCAAUCUUGUAGUCUUCACUGUUCUAUGAAAUCCUGCAUCUUUCUUUACAAAAAUGUGUGUUUGUGUUUAUCUGAGGAUUCUCAUAGGGUAGAUCUGUAAAUAAAUUGCUAUUAGCAGCAAAAAUAAACAGAUAGGAUUGGGAUAUCAA